CACGCUACGCUACAGCCGGCCUCUGCGCGUAUGUAUGUGUGUGCGCGCGAAAGCGGGAGACAUAACACAGACAGGCAGGCACCGCGGCGAGAGGGGAUGAGGAGCCGUCAGGGGCAGGACGCGAGGAGGUAAACAAACAAUAACCGCACCCCCCCCCCUCCCUCCCUGGUCCCUCCCGCCGCCUUCAGUCUCCGGCCGCCUUCUAUGCUCGCCUCCCCGAUCCCCCCGCCUCGUUUCAUUUGCCUGAUCGAAAGCCCGGCAAAGGGUGGAUUUUCCUCGGCCGGAGCCCACCCAGCGCCCUCAAGAUGAGGUCAAAGAAAGCUCCCUUCCCCGAUUGGAGAUGGGGUCGGUGCUGGGAGUAAAGAUCCUCGGCCGCCCCGGCUGCAACACACACACACACACACACAUAUAUACAUACACACAUACACACACACACCUUCCUUUUCUCCUGCCCAGCCAAGCACUGGAUGGCAGAAAAAGCAAACUCAACUCGCUUAUCCAGAGGGGGCAAAAAAAUUAAAAAUAAAAAUCGUCUUGAGGAGAAGCAAAUGAAAUGAGGCAUCCUGUGGCUCCUGGAAACAGCUAAGAGCAUCGUCCAACUGCAAGGAAUUUGCCAAAGCACAGACAUUUGUUUGUAACCGUCUGCUGUCCUCCAUCUAGGAAUUCCUGAUGGGUCUCAGAGCCAAGUGAUUUCCCUUGGAGGCAAGAGGCAAGGUGAACUUUCCCCAGAAGACAUGGAAGUGAAGGGGCAGCUGAUAAAUUCAUCCAGCUACAGCUCUUCAGAAGCUCUGCAGCGAGAGCUCUGUCCUCGAAUUCGGCUAGAGCGGGUCCAAGAACUCUUGGAAAAGCAGAAGUCUCUCCAGCAGGUGCUCAGCCUGCGCCUGAAGGAGCUGCGGCGAGUUUGCCUGCAGGAAGCGGAAUUGACAGGAAAAUUGCCCCCAGAAUAUCCUCUGGAACCCGGAGAAAGGCUGUGGCCAGUGAGGAGGAGAACAAUAGUGGCAUCCCGAAUUGCCCCUGUCUUGAAGAAUGAGGAAAACCCUUCGCUGGAGGAGCUGAGUCAGGAGCUGGCGCUGCAGCAGCAAGUGGCUGAGGCUGCCCGACGGCUAGCAGUUGCCCCUGACUUAACAGUUGAUCAGCGCCGCCGCCGGCGGCAGGUUCAGGCGGAUGCUGCCCAGCGUCUGCGGGAGCUGGAGGUGCAGGUAGCAGAAUGCCGGGUGCGGCUGGGCAAAGGACCCCUCCAGAGAGCUGCCCCCGAAAAGGCAUUUCACUCGGAGAGCAGCUCCCUCUCUGAAUCAGCCAGCCAUGAAAAUGAUGACCCUCGCAGCUUCCAUCCUUCCAAAGUCUCCAACCAUCCGGGAUCUUUCCCAGACAGAUCCUCACCUCCCAAGGCCCGAGAUCACCUACGUGCCAUCUCCAGCAGUCCUGACCGCCGACCAGGCUGGCGAAUUUUGCAGCCGGAUGUGUACAGUGAGGCCAAGGACCGCAGGAACUCUGUUGCCAGCCCAACCAGCCCCAAUCGCACCCUCCCCAGAAGCAUGUCCAGUUUUGAGGGCCGGAGCGUCCCAGCAACUCCAGUAUUGGCAAGAAAUGCGUGCAGUGGAAAUCACCAGUUAAGGUUAGAGGCCCCAUCUCUCCACUCCCGCCAGUGGUCAGGCAGCCACGAUUCCCAGCUUGGCCCUCCCAGCCGGGACACCAGUGCCGACAGAGCUUCCCUCUUUGCUGCUCGGACCCGUCGAAGCAACAGCUCCGAGGCCUUGAUUGAACGGGCCCCUUCAGAAGACCCCCUCCUGCCCACUGCCCCUCCGUUUAAGAGUGCUGAGGCCCUGACCCCUUGCCUCUCUGGCCGGACCCCUCGCCCACCUUACAACGAUCUCCUCUUGGACUAUUACCUAGAACGCCGGAGCUGUGGGGGUGGUGAGCAUUUGUCUCGCAGGGACGGGCCCCCACAUCUGGAGUGGGGAGCCUUUUCUGAAAGCCCGCUUCAGCGCCGAGCCCGACCCGCUGCCCGCACUAAAUCCUGCGGGCCGCUGCUGCCCCCACAGUCCCGCGAGGUUGGCUAUGGACCCCCCUUACUUCCUCCGCGCAACUUCCACAAAGCCCUUGCCCUGGAGGGGCUCCGGGACUGGUACUUACGCAACGCUGGAGUUACCCAACGCGGGGCACCGGAGAGACGAGGGCCAUCUCAGUCUGUACAUCAGCACCUGCGAGGCUACUGUGAUCCGGGACCCUCCAACCCCGACGUGGGAUAUUACGGGGGGCCAGUAAUAGGAGGUGGACUGCCUCACUCUGUGAGCUAUGCGGGGCAGCCACUCUAUGGCAGGUAUGCAGCCCGUUUUUUUCCUUUGCCGUGACAAGCUCAGCAGCCCCUCCCCUCUCCCCCUCCCCCUCGCUUGCCUAAGGCCAACCCUGCGCCUCUUCCCUCCGCUCUCCUCCUCUUUCUUUGGCUUCACUCCCCCCUUUUUCCAAACAACGGGGCCGCUUCUCUGGCUGCCAAUUCUAAACUGUUUGAAAGGCCUGCCUGUGAGGAAGAGAAGGGAAAGGAAGGAGGCAGGUAUCCUUACACAGCAGCUUUCCCUGACUCACCACCCCUUUGCUGGCUGGGGACAAUGGGAGUUAAAGUCUGGUGCCUCUGGCCAGUUGCAAGGCUGGUUCUUUGUCAUGGAUGGCAAAGACCCAUUGAAUGAACCAAAGGAAACUGGGAUGGUGAUUAGUGUAGGGUAAACCGGAUCCAAAACUGGAGACAAACCAGGAGGGAGGACAAGUAUUUUCACUUGUUGCAUGACUCCUUUCUGCCCCUUUGUCUAAUUCUUUCUCUCUCUCUCUCUCUCUCUCUCUCUCUCCUUUCUUCCUCUGCUUUACUCUGCUCAGACCUUUUGUGGACCUGCUUUAUCUGGAAGAUUCUUCUGGCCCUUACAGCUUGGAUUCCACAGAGCACCCAACCCCAGGGACGUUGGUUUGAUCCCACCCCCCCACUCCCCCUUUCCCCCCAAGGGGACCUCCUGUCUUUUUGUUUUCCUUUUUGUUUUCCUUGCUGGUGCCUCUCUUUUUGGGUGUGAUGCACCAUUGUGGGGAGGGGGGGGGGCUCCCUGCUGGCAGGGUAGGUUUCCACACUGUGUGAGGGUGGGUUGUUGCAUGUCAUACUGGACCACAGGAUGAGGGGAGGGAGGAUUGUGGUCCAUAGUUCUUCCUACAAUUGUUAACCUCCCCCCCCCCCAUUUCAGACUUUGUGGGUUGGGUGGGGGGGAAAUCUGUGUUUACUGUACUACUUCUCCAUAAAAGGGUUUUUCCUGCUGUGGGUGGCGCCCUCUUGUGCUCACUUGGGGAACAGUGCACUGUUACUGCCAUGGUGCUCCGUGUUGGGGAUUAACCCUGGACCCUGGAAUGUAUAAAUGGAGAGGUUUGUGCAAUGUGUGUUUCUUGUGAAAUGUUAUAUAGCACAGAUCUGUCAUCUUGCUAAUAAUGAACAUCAGUCCUGUAAAAAGUAGAGAGAGAAAAAAAGAGAGAGAUCUAUCUAUACCACUCCUGUUGCCCUCGCUGUGAAAAACUUAAAGAGUUUGCCCUUCAAUGUAUUGUCCCUUCCUACUCAUAUCCUGCUCUUGCAAAGCCCCGAAUGAGGACAGUAGGGGGUUUGGGAAAUGUUUGCAGGAUCCAUUGGAUGAACCUAUUUCAUGGCCCUGACCUUUCUCCUAGCAGGGGAACUCUACCAUAGUGCUGGAUUAUAGGAAUGCAGUGAUUGGCUCCACCCAUUCAGUUCAGCAAUUACCUCUCACCGGGGGGAAAGGGCAAGAAAUCCCAGAUGAAGGUGUAACACAGUCUGAUCCAUGGGGUGGGUUAUGGGAAAGGACAGCCACUUCCACGUGGCCUUCCCCAAAACUGCUGUGGGCAUACCUGCCUGUACCAAAACCCAACUCUCACUGGGAAAUGGGUUGCACCAACUUUUAACAGGCAGUGUAACCCUUCAUUUUUCUAAAAGUAUGGCUGCACACCCUUUUCUGCCUGCUAGGCUGGACUGGUUAUUUUCUCCUGUACCUUUCAUCUGAUAUGCUUUCUGCCUUCUCCCCCGAUUUUUCCAAAACUUGGAAGGAAUAUCCUGCCUUUUUUUCCUUUCACUGUAAUAAUAACCAUUAUCAUCAUCAUCAUCAUAAUUGUAAAAUGUGUGAUGGUUUUCCCCUGCUCUCACAAUUGCACAUAAAAGGAAAAGUCACUUUGUUUAAACUCUGUGCCAAUGGAAUCCAGGUUCAUUCUGGAGCAGAGGGAAGGUGGGAGGUUGAGAGAACCCAAGAGAGGCUCCGGUUUUCUCCCCGUCCCUGUCCCUGGCUGAAGGAACAAGGGCCGUAUUGGAGUCACUGUCUUGUGUGUCCUUUUAAUAUACACUAAUGUAUAGAUUAUAUAUGGGGAUCUAAAUGUAAAACUGAGCACUGUGCAUAAGAGAGAGAAGGUUUCUAUAAUAAAGAUUGUAAACGAA
Molecule: messenger RNA, 4465 nt
Organism: Notechis scutatus (mainland tiger snake)
Lineage: Eukaryota; Metazoa; Chordata; Lepidosauria; Squamata; Elapidae
Source: RefSeq, a predicted model, not a curated record